ACCAAGAAACUUUGCACUUUCUUAAACCCCUUUAUAUAUUUUCAAACAUUGUUUUCAAAAUUUAUAGUAAAAAACCAACCAAAUCUUAAACUUCCCGAAGCCAUGGAAGAGGUCAUGAAUUUCAUCACGCGUGCUUUUGAAUUGGCCAAAGAUCAUGAACAAGAACUACCAAACAUUGCCAACAACCCUGAAAUGCUAUUCUCAUCCAUUGAUGAGGUUGAAAAAGCAUUUUCUUCUGCAAAAGAAAGAUUAAUGAUGAUGUUGUCAUCACAACAUGACACAACAACAACAACAACAACAACAACAACAAAAGGUUCUAAUUCCUUUGCUCAAAUUUUGUCUCAUGAUGUUUUCAUGCAAAACAAUCAUGAUCAUCAUGGUCAAAUGGGUGGAAGUGGAAAUUCAAUGCAUGCACAUUCAAUGAAUCAAUUGCUUCUAAUGCAACACUCUUUUGAGAUGCUAAGGUCUAGGGGAACUUUGAUGAUUGGCGAAAUGGGCGGGAGGGAUGUCGAAGGUUUAGAGAUAUCAAAAGGGUUAGAAGGAGAAAUGCAAGGAAUAGAAGAAUCACCAUCACGACCGAAAAAAAGCAGCAGGAAGAAUGAUAUGGAGAAGAGAACAGAGAUGUUUCCAGCACCUCAAAUUGGAAACACUGAAAUGCCACCAGAAGAUGGCUUCACUUGGAGAAAAUAUGGACAAAAAGAGAUACUUGGCCGCAAGUAUCCAAGGAGUUACUAUAGGUGCACACACCAAAAAUUAUAUUUAUGUCCAGCCAAGAAACAAGUACAAAGACUUGAUAACAAUCCUAACAUAGUUGAAGUGACGUAUAGAGGUGAACACAUUUGUCACAAAUCCUUAACAGCACCAUCAUCAUAUCCACCACCACCAAACCUACUUGUCAACAUCAAUACUACUCAAGCUACCAUUCCUCCAGAGGCGUGGCCGCCAGCAGUGAACCUCGGCCUCAGGGGUGGAAACAGUAGCGGCGGACCGUCUACUUCAAGAUUCGGUAUUGAUUAUCCGGUAGCCGAUAUGGCUGAUGCAAUGUUCAACUCAGGUAGUAGUAGUGGCAAUAGCAUGGAAUCACUUUUUCAUCCAAGUGAUGAUAAAUGGGAACCUGAUGAAAAGAUAAACUGAACUAGAUAGAGUAAUUGAUUUGUUGUUGGCCUUUCAAAAAAAAUUUGAUUUGUUGUUGAAUUUAUUUUCCAAAGAUUUUGUCAUAUUAACUCAUUGGUAUCUAGUUGAUAUACAUGUUAUAUAAUGCAAGUUUAUUUUUUUAUGUAAGUUUAGAAUAAUUCGCAAUUGUUUCCCUCAUGUUAUAUAUUUGCAAUUUUGUAAGUUUAAUUUGCAAUUGUUUCCGUGGCAACUU
Trifolium pratense (red clover) is the source of this 1366-nucleotide messenger RNA. RefSeq names its product WRKY transcription factor 55. Gene Ontology annotation, biological process: regulation of DNA-templated transcription. The transcript is spliced from 3 exons. The record is from RefSeq and is a predicted model, not a curated record. NCBI's taxonomy places the organism in Eukaryota, Viridiplantae, Streptophyta, Magnoliopsida, Fabales, Fabaceae. Gene Ontology annotation, molecular function: sequence-specific DNA binding; DNA-binding transcription factor activity. Bases 103 to 1134 code for a protein of 343 amino acids.